Aspergillus affinis is the source of this 390-nucleotide messenger RNA. RefSeq names its product transferase. Bases 1 to 390 code for a protein of 129 amino acids. Lineage: Eukaryota; Fungi; Ascomycota; Eurotiomycetes; Eurotiales; Aspergillaceae. The record is from RefSeq and is a predicted model, not a curated record. The transcript has a single exon.
AUGGAUAGCAGCGCAGCCCGACAAAGGGUUGAUCAGGUGAACUGCGCAUUUGGGAAUGGCAAUUUUACUGCCAGCCAAUGGUCGAAGUUUUUUACGUACAGUGGAAUGCACUUUGUGGUUGAUCGGAGCGGGAUGCCAGUUCACCCGAAUUUACCCUUUACUGAGAUUUCGCGCGUGGAUGGCUUUGCUAUGAUCUUGUCUUCAGAAGAGAUCGUGGAGAGAGUUGCUAGCACAAGUGCCUGCCCAAGCCUUGAUCUACCGAGUGCUAUAGAUGUCAACUUGACUUUGAGCGAGCCCCAAUGGGAUAUUUGGACACAAACCCUGAUUUUCGACGCCUCUAUCGCUAGCCUCCUGUCCAACGAACAACACGAAUGCAGACCGGAAACUUGA